Monoraphidium neglectum is the source of this 1707-nucleotide messenger RNA. Its product is annotated as glucosamine--fructose-6-phosphateaminotransferase (isomerizing). NCBI's taxonomy places the organism in Eukaryota, Viridiplantae, Chlorophyta, Chlorophyceae, Sphaeropleales, Selenastraceae. The transcript is spliced from 13 exons. Gene Ontology annotation, molecular function: L-glutamine:D-fructose-6-phosphate transaminase (isomerizing) activity; carbohydrate derivative binding. The coding region runs from base 1 to 1707 and encodes 568 amino acids. Gene Ontology annotation, biological process: UDP-N-acetylglucosamine metabolic process; fructose 6-phosphate metabolic process; protein N-linked glycosylation. The record is from RefSeq and is a predicted model, not a curated record.
AUGUGUGGCAUCUUUGGGUACGCCAACUACGGCGUCAACAAGCCCGUGCAGGCGAUCCUCGAUGCCCUGUUUGACGGCCUUCAGCGCCUCGAGUACCGCGGCUAUGACUCUGCCGGCGUCUGCGUCGAGGCGCCCACCACCGCCGGCGGCGACGGCACCGGCCCCCUGGUGAUCAAGCACAUGGGCAAGAUCUCUGACCUGAGGGCGCGUGCCGUGGAGGUUUUUGAUGAGUGCGGCUACAGCGGCGACAAGGUCUACGGGACGCAUGUGGGCAUCGGCCACACCCGCUGGGCCACCCACGGGCCACCCAGCGCGACCAACAGCCACCCCCACGUGUCUGGCGCGAACGGCGAGUUUGUGGUGGUGCACAACGGCAUCAUCACCAACUACGCCGUCCUGAAGCCCUUCCUGGAGAAGCACGGGGCCGUGUUUGUGAGCGAGACCGACACUGAGGUGGUGCCGCACCUGUGCGAGUACCUGUGGCAGAAGAAGGGCGGCAACGUGUCCCUGCUGCAGCUGGCCAUGGAGGUGUGUAGCCUGCUGCAGGGCGCGUACGCGCUGCUGAUCAAGAGCGCCCGCUACCCCAACGAGCUCGUGGCCUGCAAGCAGGGCAGCCCCCUGGUCUACGGCCUCAAGCGCUGCGCCCCUCCCUCCGCCAACGGCGCCGCGGCCGACGCCGCCGCCGUCGCCGCGGGCAGCGCGGGCGUGGAGGUGUGGCUGUCGUCGGACAGCGCGGCGCUGCUGAAGCACACGCGCGAGAUUGUGUCCCUGGAGGACGGCGACCUGCUGCACAUCGACGCGUCCGGCCACGCCCACGUGUUCAACGCGCUCGCGCUGACCGCCAGCACCAUCGCCGCGCGCGACGACGUCACGUCGCUGAGGGUCGUGCGGGAGCACCGCGUGAUUGAGGCCGAGGUGGAGUCCAUCAUGAAGGGCGGUUACGACCACUACAUGCAGAAGGAGAUCCACGAGCAGCCCAAGACGCUGGCGGACACCAUGAGGGGCCGCGUGGUGCUGGACAAGCCCCUCAAGCCCCUCGCCUCUGGCGCUGCGAACAUCAUCUUCAGCGGCACGCACCUCGAGCCCACCAGCUCCUCCGCGGCAGCCGCCGCCGCCGCGCUCUCCGCCGCCGCCGCCAGCGGCGGCGCCGAGGGCGGCUUCGCGCUCCCCCGCAGCCGCGCCGGCGCUGCCGGCCCCAAGGCCCCGGCGGCCCCGAAGCCCGCGACCGCCCCCACCCCCUCCCCCUCGGCCGCCAGCCAUGUCGCCGCGCCCACCGCCGCCGCCGCUGCGGCGCCGGCGGGCACGCCCGAGGGGGAGCCGUUCAUCCGGCUGGGCGGCCUGGAGGAGCACGUGGAGGGCAUCCUGCGCUGCCGCCGCAUCGUGUUCAUCGCGUGCGGCACGAGCUACCACGCGUGCCUGUCGGCGCGCAAGACGCUGGAGGAGUUUGCGGCGAUGCCCGUGGUCGUCGAGCUGGCGGGCGACUUCAUGGACCGCGAGGCCCCCGUGUUCCGCGACGACACGUGCGUGUUUGUGAGCCAGAGCGGCGAGACCGCAGACACCCUGAGGGCCCUCGAGUACGCCAAGUCCAAGGGUGCGCUGUGCGUGGGCAUCACCAACACGGUGGGCAGCGCCAUCUCCAACGCCACCCACUGCGGCGUGCACCUCAACGCGGGCUACGAGAUUGGGGUCGCCUCCACCAAGCUUUGA